Molecule: messenger RNA, 1282 nt
Organism: Corvus hawaiiensis (hawaiian crow)
Lineage: Eukaryota; Metazoa; Chordata; Aves; Passeriformes; Corvidae
Gene: CNPY2
Product: canopy FGF signaling regulator 2
Exons: 6
Coding region: 353-946 (197 amino acids)
Cellular component (GO): endoplasmic reticulum
Source: RefSeq, a predicted model, not a curated record
GGGCUCAGAGCAGGGCUCAGACCGGGGCACGGCGGGACGGACCCAAACCCGGUCUCGGUCCGGGGCUCAGAGCGGGGGCACGGCGGGACGGACCCAAACCCGGUCUCGGUCCGGGGCUCAGAGCGGGGGCACGGCGGGACGGACCCAAACCCGGUCUCGGUCCCGGCCCCGGGACGCGGCUGAGGCGGGGCGGGGGCGUGGCCAGGCCGAUCCGGUGGGCGGGGUCACGGGAGGCCCCGCCCAUGCAGGGCCGAGCGCCACGCGGCCGGGCCCUGGCAACGGCGGGGCCUUCGGUGCCCGUCUCGGGCUGCCCCCGGCGCUGCCUGCUCACGGUGACAGCGGAGCCCUGAGGAUGUGGGGCGGGAUCCCGGGAAUCUGCGGAGCCCUGAGGAUGAGGGGCCGGGUCCCGGCACUGCUCGGCCUGGCCCUGGCCUUGGCAUCGCUGCUGCCCACGGCCGGAGCCCGCCGGAGCCAGGACCUGCACUGCGGAGCCUGCCGGGCGCUGGUGGAUGAACUGGAGUGGGAGAUCGCCCAGGUGGAUCCCAGGAAAACCAUCCAGAUGGGCUCAUUCCGGAUCAACCCCGACGGCAGCCAGUCGGUGGUGGAGGUGCCUUAUGCACGGUCAGAGGCGCACCUGACGGAGCUGCUGGAGCGGGUGUGCGAGAAAAUGAAGGAAUACGGGGAGAAGGUGGAUCCGGCCACGCACCGCAAGAGCUACGUCCGGGUCAUCUCCCACGACGGGACCAAGAUGGAUCUUUCCGGCAUCAAAUUCGACGGAGAUGUGACUUCCAGCCUGAAAUUCGCGUGCGAGAGCAUCGCCGAGGAGUACGAGGAUGAGCUCAUCGAGUUUCUCUCCCACGAGGCUGAAAACGUCAAGGACCGGCUCUGCAGCAAGAGGACGGACCUGUGUGACCACGCGCUGCACAUCCCGCACGACGAGCUGUGACCGCCUCCGGAGCAGGGACCGGGACAGCGCCGGGAUCCACCGGGAUGUCGCCGGGACAGACAGACCGACCUGCUGGGAGCUCCGCGGCUCCGGAGCCGCCGCCCCGGCCCGUGCGCAGCUCCCGUCCUAUUUAUUCCCCGUGCGGGGGCACCGGGACGGCCACGGGGCCGGGGCCACAUCCUCGCUCCUGCCGGGACAUUUCAGGGACAUUCCUGCCCCGCUGCCGGGGGACACGGGGGGGGACACACCGGGGCUCGGCCCCCCCCAGGGCGGGGGGUUUGGGGACUCCCCCUCCCUGCUGCAGGCAAUAAAGGGGCCGCGGGCCCGCCCGAGGGA